Messenger RNA from Fraxinus pennsylvanica, 987 nucleotides. NCBI's taxonomy places the organism in Eukaryota, Viridiplantae, Streptophyta, Magnoliopsida, Lamiales, Oleaceae. The record is from the annotation of a GenBank genome assembly.
AUGGCGUCCGCCGGCAAGAAAAUUGAACGUCCAGUUAUGGAUAAUCCUUUCCUCAACAUUAAAGUAAACCCGGACGGAUCAGUUAAAAGAGAUCCUGAAACCCGAAAUCCUGCAAAUCCAGAUCCUAACGUCGCCGGUGCUGUUCUCAGCAAGGACCUACCCCUUGAUGCGAACAAGAAAACCUGGCUCCGCCUUUACAUUCCCCGGCAAGUAGAAAUCCCUUCAUCUUCCAGCAAAUUGCCGGUGAUUAUAUACUACCAUGGGGGAGGAUUUGUCUUCUGCAACGCAGAUUCUGCUGUUUAUGAUGUUUUUUGCAAAGGGCUUGUGGAAAAAGUUGGUGUAAUGGUGAUUUCAUUGGAUUAUCGUUUGGCACCGGAACAUCGGCUUCCGGCGGCGUAUGAAGACGCCAUGGACGGACUGUACUGGAUUAAAUCAGUGAAAGAUGAGUGGCUGAGUCAAUACGCCGAUUUAAGUAACUGUUUCUUGUGUGGAACGAGUGCAGGUGGAAACCUAGCUUACCAUGCCGGAUUAAUGGCGGCUGCAGCGGCUAUGAAGCUCCGACCCGUGAAAAUUAACGGGCUAAUCCUUCACCACCCGUAUUUCAGUGGAACAAAACGAACCGAGUCGGAGGAGAAUCUGAAGAAUGACCCUCUUUUGCCUCUUUAUUCUAUUGAUCAGAUGUUUGAUUUGUCCUUGCCAGAAGGAGCUGAUCAUGAUCAUGAAUAUUGUAACCCGUUGGUGAAUGGAGGAUCAAAGAAUAUUGAUUUGAUGAAGGCCAUGGGCUGGCGGGUUCUGGUUACGGGUUGUUUUGAUGAUCCGUUGAUGGAUGCUGGUUUGGAGUGUGCCAAGAUGUUGGAAGGGAAAGGGAUGCAGACAGUGAAGUUCUUUAGUGAUGGGUACCAUGGCAUGGAGGUUUUUGAUGCAUCCAUGUCUGGCCCUCUCUACGAUUUCAUAAAAGAUUUCGUACAAUGUCGAUCGAACGAGUAA